This is a messenger RNA of Hirsutella rhossiliensis, 666 nucleotides long. RefSeq names its product RNase H domain-containing protein. Gene Ontology annotation, molecular function: RNA-DNA hybrid ribonuclease activity; nucleic acid binding. The transcript has 3 exons. NCBI's taxonomy places the organism in Eukaryota, Fungi, Ascomycota, Sordariomycetes, Hypocreales, Ophiocordycipitaceae. Bases 1 to 666 code for a protein of 221 amino acids. The record is from RefSeq and is a predicted model, not a curated record.
AUGGACGAUGUCCUUGGUGAAGACAUCGAGGACAACGAGGAAGAUGAUGAGGAUCAUGACGUGGCUCCUUUUGCGCCGCCAUCCACCAUCGCCAUCCCUUCCCUAGGAUCUGACGUGAUGAGGGGCACUGGUCUGGUGUUCCCCUCCAAGUUUCGACAUCCCACUAGCCCCCUGCGACCGAUGGAGCUGUUUCGCGGCAGGGUUCGUUUCAUGAAUAUCGUCAGGUGCACCUACCCCAACGACAAGUCCAUGCUUCUCAUCAUGACCGACGGAGCAUGCCUUAACAACGGCCAAUCCAAUCCGAAGGCAGCUGUCAUCGCCGCCCUGCGUUUCCGACACUGGCCGGGCGAGGGCUUCAGUACAGUCAUCAUCGCCACCGACUCUGAGUACGUCGUGGAGGGCUCGACACAGUGGGCGAAGGCUUGGGUGCAGAACAAUUGGAGGACGAAAGGUAAGAAGGGAAUUGGCGGCGGCAACGUCAAGAACAAGGACUUGUGGGAGAUGCUCUUGGGGGAGUGUGAGAAGGCCCACCGUAAUGGCCUGGUCAUCCAGUUCUGGAAGAUCCCACGCCAGUGGAACGCUCUCGCCGAUGAAGGUGCGAAAAAUGCUGCCGCCGCAGAAGAAACGCCUGUCGAGUGGAAGGAUUGCCUGGGCCUCGCAAUAUGA